Phlebotomus argentipes is the source of this 2813-nucleotide messenger RNA. RefSeq names its product protein HIRA homolog (gene Hira). NCBI's taxonomy places the organism in Eukaryota, Metazoa, Arthropoda, Insecta, Diptera, Psychodidae. Gene Ontology annotation, molecular function: protein binding; nucleosome binding. Gene Ontology annotation, cellular component: nucleus; HIR complex. Bases 106 to 2808 code for a protein of 900 amino acids. The transcript is spliced from 4 exons. Gene Ontology annotation, biological process: regulation of DNA-templated transcription; DNA-templated transcription; chromatin remodeling. The record is from RefSeq and is a predicted model, not a curated record.
CGAUGUUUUGUUCCGGCGAGAUCAUACAACCCUCAGGGAAAAUCUCUUUUAUACGUAUUUCCAGUGCACGUGAAUAGUUACUUUAAAGCAAGAACCCCUCCUUUGAUGAAGCUUCUCAAGCCAGAUUGGGUGCAUCACGAUGACAAGCCCAUCUUUUCCCUCGAUAUUCACCCCGACGGCACGAAGUUCGCCACCGGGGGCCAAGGAAAUGACUCUGGUCGAGUGGUUGUGUGGAAUCUGGCCCCGGUCAUUGAUGAGAAGGCGGAGAUGGACAAAUCUGUGCCAAAGAUCCUCUGUCAGAUGGACAAUCACCUGGCCUGCGUGAACUCGGUGCGCUGGAGUCUCAGCGGGCAGUGUCUGGCGUCCGGAGGCGAUGACAAGACAGUGAUGGUGUGGAAGAAGGCCAAGGGAACGGGCGGCGUGUUCGGCAGUGGGGGAUUCACGAAGAGUGCUGAGAAUUGGCGGUGUGUCACGACGCUUCGUGGCCACGCCGGCGAUAUUCUGGACAUGGCAUGGUCGCCGCAGGAUCGGUGGCUCAGCAGUUGCAGUGUGGACAACACGAUCAUCAUCUGGGACGUGUUCGCCGUGCCGUCAAUUGUGGCCAUUCUCAAGGGACACACUGGCCUGGUGAAGGGAGUGGCCUGGGAUCCCGUGGGCAAGUUCAUCGCCUCCCAGAGUGAUGACAGGAGCAUCAAGAUCUGGAAGACGGCGGACUGGACGUGCCAAACGACCAUCACAGAGCCCUUUCAGGAGUGCGGAGGCACGACGCACAUCCUGCGGCUCUCCUGGUCACCGGAUGGCCAGUACCUCGUGUCGGCGCACGCCAUGAAUGGCGGGGGCCCCACGGCGCAGAUCAUCGAGCGCGAGGGCUGGAAGUGCGACAAGGACUUCGUGGGGCACCGGAAAGCGGUGACUUGCGUGCGCUUUCACAACUCAAUCAUGAUGCGUACGGCGCCCAAGACCAACAAAACUCAGCAGUAUUGCUGCUUGGCUGUGGGCUCACGAGAUCACGCGCUGUCGGUGUGGAUGACAGCGCUGCAGAGGCCUCUGCUCGUGAUCCACGACCUCUUCCAAGACAGCAUCCUCGAUCUGUCGUGGAGCGCAGAUGGAUAUGUGUUGAUGGCGUGCAGUGGAGAUGGCACGGUGGCGUGUCUGCAGUUCAGCGACAGUGAGCUGGGCACUCCGCUGUCGGAGGAGGACAAGAAUUCUCUGUACCAGCGAAUGUAUGGCAAGAGUGCGAGUGACAUGAAUGCUCAGUCGGAGAAGGACAUGAUUGUGGAGAAUGCCGAACUCCUUGAUGCCAUCGUGCGGGAGAAGCCGAAACAGCCCGCCUUUAUUGCCACUCUGGAAGGGGCGCAGAAUCUGAGCAGUGUUCCCAACCAGCAGAACAACGUGUCCAACAGCCAGCCGGAGAAGCAAGAGCAGAACGUAAACUUCUCUGGCGUGUCCACGCAAUCGAAGCAGGCGAUCCACAAGCAAAUCGAAACGAGGACGGCUGAUGGCAAGAGACGCAUCACACCCAUGUUCAUCCCAAUGAGUCAGGAGGCCAAUGAUACUCCGGUAGAGCUCAACAGCAGCUCGCGUAGCACGAGUUCAAUUGUGAUCGAGAAGGUGGCGGACAAGCCGGAGGCAUUGUCGGAGGGCCAGAAGGUUGAGCAACUCGAUUCGCGUCUCACGAAGAGUAUUGUGCCGCCAGCAAAGACUGCCUCUCUAGACAUGCCGCGUGGCGAGCCGCUUCCUGUGCAGAUCACCGCCAAACCCGAGGUCACGAACAUUCCGCGAACCCUCACAGCCGGUCGCCCGGAGGUGAUUUCGGGGAAUUUCGUGCGCACAGUGAGUGAUUUGCGAAUACAAGUGGCCAACGCGGGUGUGAAAUCACCCUUUGGCAUGCUUUCGCGCGUCUUCUGCUGCCCAAUUGCCACGCCCACGAAAACUGCCUGGGAGAUCUUCCUGGGCAGUUCCGUGGUGAAUUGCAGCGCCUGCACGAAGUGCGUGAUUGUGUGUUGUUCAGACGGAACUGUGCGCUUCAUUAAUGCGCGGACUGGAAUCCUAACACUGCCCAUCAUCAAUAUGCCGACAGCAAUUGUCCAGAGUGCAUUUAACUUCUCGGGAGAACUCGGGGGAGUCGUGUCGGAGUGCGGACUGGUGCGCGUGUGGAAUAUAGAGGAGCAGAAGGUGAUUGUGUCCACGAGCUGCACAGAUCUCCUGCGCGGCGGGAGUGUGAAGAUGCUGAACGUGACAGAGAAGGGAACGCCGUUUGUGCUGAUGUCGAAUGGAUGUGCCUUCACAUUCUCAAAGGAUCUGGAGAGUUGGCUGGUGUUGAACUCCAAGGACACUCUCAAUCAGCGCAACUUGAUCAAGUACAAACCGCCCGCGAACGCUGUGCAGAAGAACUUCCGCACAUAUCCCAUCAUGGCUGUCCAAGGGGCGGCUCACUCACUCCUGCCGGCGUCCAAUAACUUCGUGAACGUCACGGCGGCGACGUGGGAGAACGUGAGCCAGCUAACGUUCAUUGAGAAUCAGAUUCAACUGUGCGAGAGCAUCCAAUCGCCGGCGGAGCUCAAGUACUGGUACUCCGCAUUGGGAUUCCAUCUGGCCAACUAUGGCACUGAGCAAAGACUGAGACUGACACUCGAUGAUCUCCUAGGAUCUGCACAUUCCACCAAUGCUGAUAUUUUGGGCAUCAGCAAGCUGACACUCUUGGACUUGAUCCUGGAGAGUCUGAAAUUGCAGACAAAGUGGCAGCGCAUUUAUAUGGAGUACACAGAGCAACUCAGUGAUUUGCGACGCAACCCUCAACCCAUGUAAAUUCU